Molecule: messenger RNA, 4533 nt
Organism: Ahaetulla prasina
Lineage: Eukaryota; Metazoa; Chordata; Lepidosauria; Squamata; Colubridae
Gene: CCNG1
Product: cyclin G1
Exons: 7
Coding region: 470-1354 (294 amino acids)
Biological process (GO): mitotic cell cycle phase transition; regulation of cyclin-dependent protein serine/threonine kinase activity
Cellular component (GO): nucleus; cytoplasm; cyclin-dependent protein kinase holoenzyme complex
Molecular function (GO): cyclin-dependent protein serine/threonine kinase regulator activity
Source: RefSeq, a predicted model, not a curated record
AUAACUUGACAGGGGCUACUUUAAGCAUAAUAAUUCCUAUGUCUAUCAACUUUAUAUUAUGUCUCUGAAAUAAUACAAAGGGGGGGGAAGAGAGAACCAGGAGUGAAAGGUUUCCUAUAUUUUCCAAAUAAGGAUUCCCGAAAGGAAAGUGAGUGAGAUAAAGCCAGCUGUGCUAGAGAAUGUUAUUAAGAUGUUACUUGAUACAUUCAUUUGGUUAAACUUGGUCGCACUUAACUCGGCGUCUCCCAACCAUACGCCCAUUUAGCCGCUUGGCAGCUCAGUCAAGUCCAAGGCUUCUAGAAGCUGCUAGAUAGUGACAGGCUAAUUUAACAGAUUUAUUAUGCAAGGAUCCUCUAAUAAAUUAUGGUUAAUCUUUUCCUACUGGGAGAAAGCAAGGGACUUCCUAGAGCGGGGAGUCAGGAUAAUGUUCACAGCAGUGCUCUUUAACUAAUACAGAAUUAAUGGACUGAUGAUUGAUACGUUUGCAACAAAUGGGACUGAGUUACUAGUGCAGCUCAAUGAGUUGCUUGAGCAGGAAUUAAGAUAUCAGCCAAAGCUCUCUGGCUUGCGAAUAAUUGAAUCAGCACAUGAUAAUGGGCUCCGGAUGACAGCAAGGUUGCGGGAUUUUGAAGUGAAAGACCUGCUUAGUUUGAUUCAAUUCUUCGGCUUUUGCACAGAGACGUUUUCUCUUGCCGUGAAUUACUUAGAUCGUUUUUUAUCAAAAAUGAAGGUGCAGCCAAAACACUUGGGCUGUGUUGGCUUAAGCUGCUUUUACUUGGCUGUGAAAGUCAUGGAAGAAGAGAGUAAUAUUCCACUAGCUACUGACUUAAUCCGAAUAAGUCAGUAUAGGUUUACUGUUAGUGACCUAAUGAGAAUGGAGGGAAUUCUUUUAGAGAAGCUACAUGGAAAAGUAAAAGCAACAACUGCCUUCCAGUUUCUGCAACUUUAUUGUUCAAUUCUGCGUGACAGCAUCAACUGUGAAAGGAACGAUAAUCUUAAAUUAGAGAGACUUGAAGCCCAACUAAAGGCCUGCCACUGCAGACUUAUUCUUUCAAAAGCAAAGCCUUCAGUAUUGGCACUUUCAAUAAUGGCUCUAGAAGCUGAAGAGGAGAAAGUACCAGAAUUGGUUGAAAUAAUACAGUGUCUCCGAAUACAUUCCAAGAUAAAUAGUAGAGAAUUUUCCUUUUGGAAAGAACUUGUAUCAAAGUGUCUCUCAGAAUAUUCCUCAAGCAAAUGUUCUAAGCCAAGUGGACAAAAGCUAAAAUGGAUUGUGUCUGGUCGCACAGCCCGGCAACUGAAACACAGUUAUUACAGAAUUGCCCAUCUUCCCACAAUCCCAGAAACUGGUCCCUAAAAAGUGGUAAUUGUAAAGAAGAGAGGAUGGGACAUUGUCUGGCAACAUACGUUUAAUCAACAAGGAUAUAAGCUUUCUGGUGCUGAAACAGAAUUUCUUGGAUUCUUCUGACUUAUGGAAAGUCUGAUUUCAUGAAUAUCAAACUCCAACCACAUUUUUUAAAGUUUUGAACUAUACAACAAUAUAGUGUGUUGCCACAAGACUCUUAAUUUUCUCAAGGUUCUUAACAAAACUGAAGACUUUUUUUUAUAAAACGUUUGGGGCUAAAUUACAAACAAGUCAGCUGCUUUUGUUUUGAUCUGCCCUAUGGAAAUGUGAAAACAUGAGUCAAGCUUGACCCUUAAUUCUGCACUUCUGAACUAAAUGGUGGUAGAAAAUGAAAAUGAAUAUAACCAUCACUAAACUAGUAAAACUAGUAAACCUAGUAAAACUAAACUAGUAAAAUAGAUAUGCAUGUAUUUUCAAGUGAGAGUAGGAACAUUACUAAGGGAAAGAAAGUUACGACAUCUAAUUCAUGGCAAUGGUAAUGAUUGAGAAACUAUAACAUAAAAUUGCAAAUCAAUCCAAAAUUAGAUAAUUCCUUUAAACCAGAAGUGGGGAACUACGGCCCCUUUAUGAGCAUGGCUGCCUCAGGAAUUUUGGGAGUUUAAGUCCACAAAUCAUAAGAGAGUCAUAGUUCCCCAUCUCUGCUUUAAACCUUGAUUUACAUUAGAGGUUGGCAACUGGAUUAAAGAUAUGUUGGUCCUAGAUCAUACUCAGUUCAAGAGCCAAAUUUAGAGGUCUGUAUUUACAGUGUAUUAACAUAAAGAAUACAUUUUUAGCAAGUAUCAUUACAGUUCAGAUUGUAGCCAAGUAUAUUUGAAAGAAGUUGGAAGGUCACUGUGGAAAUUAAAGCUGUUUGAAGAAUGCAAGUCAAGGCACCAGCUGAGAAUGUGGGCAAUGCCUAAAAAUAGAAUUAACAUUUUAAAUUUCUCCAACUGUUUCACCUCAGUCUUUAGUUCUGCUUGCAUGUACCAAAAUUGGUGGGGCAAAUUAAGCAUAAUUCAAGACCUCAGCAUUUCACUGCAAACUGAAGCUUAAUUUUACUGCACUUUCCUGGUUUGGAUUAAACUUUUUUUAUGGGUUGCUAUUAGAACCAUAAAAAGUUCUAUGUUUAUAUUAAGCAUGUAUUUUGGGAAGUGUGUCUCUGAUUUUGGAUUACCACCAAGUUUUCAGUAAAUGUGUUAAAUAAUUUCAAACCAUAGAAUUUAGCGUUAUGUUACUUUAAACAGUUUUAAUUAUCUUUCCAAUUUAUGUAUUCUACCAUACCAUAGUGUGUACUGCUUUGUUCAGCCCAAAGUUAGAGUGAAUUUUAUUAGGAAGAACUUUGGGAGCUGAUGCUAAAAGCUAGGCAGGAUUAAACUACUAUUUUGCUCAUUCUAUUUAUAAUUAUCAGUUGAUUGAAAUGAGAUGGCUAAACCAGCACAAAUUGUGCAUUGCAAUUUCUUGAAUGUUAAAAGCCUAAGGAAGCAACAGUUGCUACCCAGCAAUGAUCUGUUAAAUCAACUGUCAACAUGUUCAAUAGCUUUUGGACUUUGGUUCUUUUUAAUUAAUCACUUUUUGCAAUAUCUGUUUGUAGUUGUGUUCAAUUUAGUAUUCUCCCUAAGUUAUUUUAUGGGAAUUUUACUGGUUGUUUAAAUUGCCACAAGAAAAACUGGAAAGAUAAUGCAACAAUUCUUAUCUUUUUAAUUUUAGCACAUAUACCAUUGAUGUAAUUUCACAUUGUCCUAAUGGCUCACUUAAAGCUGGCUGGCUUGUCUUUAGAAUCAAAGUAACAAAUUUAGGAGACUUACUACAAUUACAGAAAUCUGAAGACUUGUUUUUGGUUUAACCCAGCAUUUGGACAAACCAUUUACUUCUACCUCAUUGCAAGCUGCUCUUCAGAACAAAACUGAUGGGAAGUUUACUCAAACUAUCAUUUUUAUGGAUGUUAUUAAAUUGAAUUUGUAUCUUAUAUGCCUUUAGUAUUUGAAGAUUGAAACUGAACAAUGUUCAAUAAGAUGUUUACAAUGUCAAAAAGGAACAAACUCGUUAUCAAAAUGUCCUAUUAUGCCUAUAAGCAACAAGAGUACCUUUCAAUAAAACACAUUGAAAUGGAAUUGCUUGAAUUGAUUUGAUGGCCUUGGAUUGUGAAAGUAACUCGCUUAAAGAAAAAUAUUUUCCAAAAUGUGUUAAUAUUUAUUGUGCUUUAAACAAGGCUAUAUGUUGAGAUAUGUAGCCUGUGUUUACAAGACCUGGUUAUGCCGGAUCAGACACAUACCUGGAACACACUUUGCUAGCAAUCAUUGUAGCACACCUUUGAUGCUCUCUCAGCGAUUGCUUUCAGAAAGCAGAAAGAAAAACUUUCAGAAAAAGUAAUUUCUGCAGCCUAAUAGAAUUGAUUCCACUACAGAUGGGCUUCCGGGAACUUACCUUGGCUCUAAAAUAGAUCAACUAACUUGGAUUUGGAAAUGGGUGUUGUGUGAAUUCAGUUACUCCAGUCCUAGAUUAUGGAUAGCAAUAGCAUUCAAUUAUAUUCUGUUCCAUAUUGCUUUACACAUGCUCUGAGCAUUUUACGACGUCAGCAUAUUGCCCCAAACAAUCUGGGUCCUCAUUUUACUGAACUCGGAAGAUCAGUAAAACGGAAAGCUGAAUCAACCUUGAGCUGGUUAGGAUUAAACUCCUGGCUGUGGACUGUUAGCCUGCAAUACUGCACCAAUGGUGAUUAGAUGUUUUGGAUUUCUGCUUCCAGUCAUCUGGGCCACUGUGGCCAAUAAUAAAAAAUAUAUCUUGAAGUCCGCAGAUGAUAUUAGCCUAGAUUUAAGGCAUUUAAUUAAGAGCACCAAUUUGGAACCCUACCUGUAGAGAACGAUAAAACCACGUACAACUGUGUUCAAGGAUUUAAACUCCCCUGUUCAAGUAGUACAUUUCAGUGAAUACAAUUUUCCUGCAAAUUUGAACGCAUAAUCACAAUUGUUUAGAGAUUCAAAAAAAAUGUAAAAUAGGGCAAAUGCAGAAGUCUGGAUACUGACUACACUCAAUAGUCAUUGUAGAAUCAGAUGGCAUACGAGUUUAAAAAAUUACACCUAUGGCAUAAAUAACAGCUUUCAGGUUUCCUGUAGCCAGCUAAGAAUUUCUUGUGGAAUUUUUCCCACACCCCU